Molecule: messenger RNA, 3780 nt
Organism: Lagopus leucura (white-tailed ptarmigan)
Lineage: Eukaryota; Metazoa; Chordata; Aves; Galliformes; Phasianidae
Gene: VCF1
Product: family with sequence similarity 104 member A
Exons: 3
Coding region: 994-1380 (128 amino acids)
Source: RefSeq, a predicted model, not a curated record
GCCUUCUUGGACAGAUUUAGUUUCCUUUAAUGCUGAGUUGAAUAGUUGGAUUAUCUGAUGAAAUUGCAUUCGUAGGGAGUUGUUGAUGAAGGCCUGUUUUGCCUUUGUGUACGACACAAACUCUGUUAUGUAUCAGAGGCUCAAAUCUGUAAAAUGCAGCUUGGAUAUCAACACUUUUCACUGGAAAACAUGCUAUGUUUGACCAGAAGGCUUCUGUCUGCUGUGGUCUCGUUCCUCACACAGCAGGUGUGCUAGCAUGGUGUCACUUGCUAGCAUCUGAGAUUUAAAAAAGAAAUAUAAAUGAAAAGAUGCUGAUUUUCACGCUGCCACCAGAUUUCCUGCAUUGUUGCCUGCAUUAAUCACCUGCAGGUUCACUGGGUGCAUUUCUAGUUAGCAGUGUAGUUUUACUGCAAAGCUUUAAUGGAGAGGAGCUUGCACUGCAGAGGGUGCCUGUUAGUUUGUGUCCCUGCAAGUUAUGAAAUGGAUUUCUUUUAAGACUUUAAAGUGUUUGUUUUUUUUUUUUUUUAUGGAGCCCCCUCUCUCUGAAGACUGACCUUAAUAAGUAAUCACAAGAUAUUGUUACAUUGAACCACUAGAUAUGCUUUGCACCACAUGUGGUAUGCUCUGUACCUGAGCAGCUUAUCUUUUAUCACGUAGCAAUGCCUUCAAAUGCAUACUUAGACUUAAAAUGAUGUCAGCCUCUCUAUCCCACCAUCACUUCUGUGAGGGAGGCUUUCUUUUAGCCAGCACAGUUUUACCAGUGGCUGCUGUGAUAAGUGGGACUGUGCAGCUGAGAUGUCCAUCACGAGGGAGGUUGCUCUGAUGGGAGAUAUUGCUGUUAGCUGUGUUGUUUUUGCCAAAUGUAGGACUUGCUGGGUUGGAGUUGGUUUUGCUUCUUGGGUAUAACGGGUAGAAGCAUGGAUAGCUGCCUGCCAGCUGACACAGAAUCACUUGUCCAACAGGUGGAACACCUCUUCGUGUGUAGAGUAGUUAAUGGCUAAACAAGCUUUGUGGCGGGAGGAGGAAGAAUUUAGUGUGGAACAAGGGAUUGAAAUGGGAGUAAUGAAAUUGAGAAUAUCAGGAAAAACCUUCAUGUCCAAAUGCGUAACAGAAUGUGCACCACAGCCUGGGGAAAUGUCCUCCAGCAGCGAUAGCGGCAGCAGCAGCAGCAGCUGCAGUAGCAGUAGCAUCAACAGCCCUGACAGAGCGAGCGGCCCAGAACCCAGCCUGAACCCCGCAGUGACGGGAUCCAGCCCUGUCUCCUCUCAGCCCUUCCAUGAGCAGUCUGCACUAAGUCAAGGUCCUUACUUCCACAUCAACCAGAUCCUGAAGGAGGCCCACUUCCACAGCUUACAGAGCCGCGGACGCCCUCCUACAUGAUGAACCAGCAGUUCCUUGCCUUCUGUGAAGGGACAGCACUGUGUAGAUUGGAUAUUUCAACUUAGUUUGUUAAAAUGAAAUUGCACAAAACGCCUGUUGCCUUUUCAGUCUAUAUUUGAAAUGAAAUAACAGGUUAACAGGAAAUUGUUUACUUGUGGUCUGCUGCACUAUUGCAAUGCAAAAGGGGCUUUGAAGCAAUUUUUAUAGGAUUCUUUUUGGGGUGGUUUUAAAGUACGUGUCAAAAGGAGACUGAGGAAUCCACAUCUGUGAUAUAGGAUUGCAUAACGUCCAAUUCCAGUGGACUGCCUAAUCUGUUAGCGAUUUGUUGCUCUGUGUAAAAUUCUUUCCAGCGUUCAUCUUCAGUUUUAUAAGUCUUUUUUUUUUUUUAUUUCAAUAAACCAGUAAAAAAUGUAUUUGGGAAAAUAAUUUUUUGAGCAUUUAGAGGUAAUAAGACAGUAAAUGCUGUCCCAGGAGUGCUGUAGGACUGCUGUAGCUGUAAGCUCUCCACCAGGUUUGGGCUGUGAUGAGCCCUGCCUGCUUUAUCUUUACUGUUGCAGUAUUGAAAAUAAAUUGUGAAACUAGAACCAGGAAAGCUUAGGCAGCUGUAGCCAAAAUACCAGAUGCCUGCUGGUUUCAUUUAGUGAGCAGACACGUGGUAUCUGCUGAGGAAAGCAUAGAGUAGCCUGGGGAGGAGCUUUUGAAGGAAAGAGGAAUCUUACAUUGCUCUAAUUCCAAUUUCUAGCUGUGAAAUGUUUUGUCUUCUGUUACAUCGUGUAGUUUGAUUUCUUUAACUUGACUUUUAAAGUUAACAACUCUGAAGGAAUAGGAAGUAAAAGAGUAGCUAGAGCUCUGGUUCAGCAGCCAGAGUGCAAGGACUGUCCUGACCUGUUCCUGGUUUAAGUGGCAUGCUACCACCUGGCUGAGGAGGGGAAGUGCUGCUCUUCUGACAACACCUGUGGAGGUGUCCCCAGUCCCUGCUGCAGGGGGAGCUUUGCAGUGAAGACAAAUGCAGAGAGGAACUCUUUUAUUGAAUCACUUGGUCAUGCCAGAAAGCCAUCCCAGCUUGAAGAGAGAAGAUGCAGCUGUGUCUUCCUCCUCAGUUACAAGUUGCCUGAACAAGGAGCCAGGGCGCAAGGCCUCGUCUUCUGCUCUUGUGAACGCAGGAGGUGGAACCUGUUUUUAAGUACAAGAGAGUCAGGAAUGAGGACAGCACACCUUUGACCAAACCCUCAUCUACAGUAGCUGCAAGGGGGUACAGACUACAGCAGAAGAGCUGUUUCCAGACAACCAAACUGGCUUUGCAAGGACAAGCAGUGAAAGGUUGUUCUGAGAGGUGGAUGCACAGCUUCUUCGUGUUAGCAACUACACAGGAGUCAUUCAGUGCUCAAACACAGUAAUCUGCAGUAAGGAAAAGACUGUUGCUCAGAACAGUGGUGCAACAACAGUAGAAGCACAGCUGUGGCUUUUUGUAGAGAGCUGCUCUUGAGUAAUUGCCAACUUUAACCUCCCUAGAACUGUUCUGAUAAAAGGAACAAGUGAUUCUGCAGAGUGGAGUGAAUGCAGAAUGUCCAUGUACUCCAUAGCCAUGGCUGGGGAGUGGUGGAAGCAAGACAAACAUCAUUGCACACUUCUACACGCUACUACAGCUGAGGUGGAAGAGGUAAAGAAUACACUUACUGUUAAGCUUUGGGCUUUUUAAAUAACCCUGAUACUGUAUCUGUUUUUUAGUACUUCUAAAUCAUAAGAGAACAAGGACUGCAGUGUAAGUGCCAGCAGCUCGAGUACCACUCUGCUUUGAUAAAGCCAGGUCUUUAUUCCUCCAUCCUGGCUGCAGAAACAUCAAUUUGAUUAUUAGAUUAUCAAUGGCUAAAGAAAAUGGAUCACUGCUUCCUGUAGCAGUAAGGUACCCCUUGGCUCUUUCCAUCCUCAGCACAGGGAGCUCCACCUAAGCAAAUGCUUUAAACUGGAGGAAACGUGGCAGCAUAACGUUUAUCUGCCAGUAAAACAGCAACAAGACGAGGCAGAGCCUUUGCAAGAGAAGCAAGCCACUCGGUUCACACAGGCUGAAAUACCCAGGCCAGCUUCAUCAGGAGUUAAAGGUCAGCAUCGCACUGGAAGGGAGUUGAAAUAAUUAGAUAAUAUCCUUUAACAUUUCCUGCAGCCAUACUUAAAUGAAACCCUUUUAUGCAUUGAUCUCAAAACACCUCAUCUGUGCAGAUCUUCACUGCAUUUUCAUGACGGAUGUUGCUAAUUUUUCACCACACAGAAAGCUGGCCCCAAAAAUAUCCAGGGGCCAUCGGGUUUCUUUGGAGGGUUGAGGGGAAAUCCAACCCAUCUCAUGCUGUGUUGCCGUAAUGGUUCUCUCAUUUUACAGAAAAUAAAAAUCAGGUUAAAUAUUAA